ACGACGACAACGACAACGGCGACAGCCAUUCCUUUUCUCUUUCGCUCUUUUUCGCAAUCCUCGUCGACGAGCUCCUAAGUUAUGUCCUCGUCCACCGCCAUUCCCCAAACCGCGCCCGCUGGCGGCCUCACCAUCACCCAACCUCCCCAAACGGCGACCUCGUACUACAAGAUCGCGGACUCGAACACAAUCACCUUCGCAUGGAAUUUCACGGACGUCCUGGCUACGCCGACCUCCCUCACCGUCUCCGCCGUCUGUGAUAACGGGAACACCUACCCCGUCGGCCCGACAGACGGUAUCAUUGCCGGAGAUGCGACGAGCGUACUGUGGGACCUCGGCGCGUACCAGUCCGCCCACCCGAACCUACCACUCGCCGAGGCGACGUACGUGCUGCACAUCUGGGACGACCGGGGGUCGGGCGCGGCGAGGGAGCCUGGAUUCCUCUCGGAAAACUCGGCGCUCAAGUUCGCCAUGUACAGCCCGCAACCGUACACCCCCCUGGAAGACUGGACAUGUCCAACAUGUAACGGCGCCCUGUCCGACUACAUCGCCCAUCCCGCAUUCAUCAGUCUAACCGUCACCCUGGUCGUGAUGUUCCUGUCGGGCUACUCCCUCGUCAGGCAAGCGACGCGGUAGAGUUUCCACCACAGCGACGGCGGACGGAGAGGUGCAGGUGGGGCGUGCGUGGGUGUGGAGCGGUAGUGCUCACGGAUCAUUUGUGCAUUGGCAUGGACUCACAGGACAUCAUGACGCUACGUCUAUAGCUUUGCUCGCGUUUUUCUGUUUUCAGGGCGAUCCUCUAUUCGUAUGGACUUCUCUCAUCCCAUCCUAUAGCGCACAUCACUACCCAUAAUAUGUUCCAUAACCAUAGAGUGGCCGGCGAGCUCGGGCGCCGUCCACUGGACAAUUCCUCCCGCCGAACACCAGCGCGUGCGAACAGGGUGCGGACCAUUUGUCAGCUCACUUGGAGCUAUUGCCAUAUAGAUACUUUCCCGGUAUGCCCGAGAGGUGAGAAGGCCAUUGACUUCAACGUUCAAACGUUCAAACGUUCAACUGUCGAAAACUGGCUGAAGAGAUCGUCUGAAACCGUUUCAAGCAGGCCGACAGCUGCGCAGCGACCCCGAGCCGCCCUCGCGGGACCGGUAACUCAAGUGUACACUAGGAAGCAUCUGACCUCGAUUUUGAAGCCAUCGCGCGGGAAGAAGUUACGACGCACGUCAGGAGAGCCGUCAUCGCAACCACCACGCUGCUGCGUCCUGGUGUCACCGUCGCC
Trametes versicolor FP-101664 SS1 is the source of this 1273-nucleotide messenger RNA. RefSeq lists its product as uncharacterized. Lineage: Eukaryota; Fungi; Basidiomycota; Agaricomycetes; Polyporales; Polyporaceae. Bases 82 to 636 code for a protein of 184 amino acids. The transcript has 2 exons. The record is from RefSeq and is a predicted model, not a curated record.